AUGGGAAUAACAUAUCUUCUGAGUUCUAUCAUUAUUUCUUCGAUGCCUCCAGAAGUAAUUAAACGAAACAGAGAGGUUGUUAUUGCUGAGGGAAUUGGUCCCGCCAGAAUGCUCACCUUAAAUCGGCCUAAACAUUUAAAUGUUAUAUCAGGCAAAGUGGCAUUAAUGCUUGCUCAGGAAUUGGAUAAAUAUGAGAUUGAUGAUAAUGCUGAAUUUGUAACCAUCAAGGGAGCUGGCCGUAUAUUCUCUGCUGGUGGGGACUUGCAAAGGAAACACAACUUUGAAGGGGUUUGUCUUGAAGAUGUUUAUAGUAUUUAUUGGCUUUGCUAUCACAUUCAUACUUACAAGAAACCGCAUAUCGCUCUUGUCCAUGGAUUAUCAGCGGGUGGAGGUCUAUCCUUGAUGGUUCCAAUGAAGUUCUCCGUUGUCACUGAAAAAGUAUUUUGUUCCACUCCCGAAGCAAACCUAGGAUAUCACCUAGACUGUGACUUAUCAUACAUACUCUCACACCUUCCAGGUCGACUUGGGGAAUAUUUGGGCUUAAUAGGAGCGAAAUUGAAGGGUAAAGAAGUGGUUGCUGCUGGAUUAGCAACUCAUUUUGUACCUUCACACAAAGAAUUUGAGUUAGAGAAGAGUUUACUGAGCAUAAACAACGCUGAUCAAGAGGAUACUAUUAGAUCUCUCAUCGAUAAGUUCUCUACUAAUGUUCAAAUAGAUGAAACAAGUGUCUUGAGCAAGUUGUCCAUAAUCGAUGAUUGUUUCUCCAGGGAAACAGUGGAGGAGAUCCUGGAUUCAAUUGAAGCUGAAGCAGGCAAAAAAGGAAAUGAUUGGAUUAUGCCAGUGCUUAAAAGUAUAAAGAAAGCAUCUCCAAUUGGACUGAAAAUAACAUUGAGAUCGAUACGAGAAGGAAGGACCCAAACCCUAUCUGAAUGUUUGAGAAAAGAAUUUAGGAUUACAAAGAACACAUUACAAACAAUAAUAUCUGAUGAUUUGUAUGAGGGAAUAAGGGCUGCCAUCAUUGACAAGGACAAGUCUCCAAAGUGGAACCCUUCAACUCUUGACAAAGUGCACGAUGAGCAACUCGACUUAAUCUUCAAGCCAUUCGAUGAACAUGACUUGGAACUUCAAAUUCCUACAAAAGAAGAAGAAUAUUACAGAUGGGGAGGAAAAUAUGAGAAUUCUGGUUAUUGUCUCCGAACAAAAUGAAAAUUCAAAAAUGUU
Molecule: messenger RNA, 1221 nt
Organism: Solanum pennellii
Lineage: Eukaryota; Viridiplantae; Streptophyta; Magnoliopsida; Solanales; Solanaceae
Product: 3-hydroxyisobutyryl-CoA hydrolase-like protein 5
Exons: 12
Coding region: 1-1206 (401 amino acids)
Biological process (GO): L-valine catabolic process
Molecular function (GO): 3-hydroxyisobutyryl-CoA hydrolase activity
Source: RefSeq, a predicted model, not a curated record